Drosophila teissieri is the source of this 3439-nucleotide messenger RNA. It is a transcript of the gene Pdk1, whose product is annotated as 3-phosphoinositide-dependent protein kinase 1. The record is from RefSeq and is a predicted model, not a curated record. Gene Ontology annotation, biological process: intracellular signal transduction; peptidyl-serine phosphorylation. Bases 686 to 3160 code for a protein of 824 amino acids. NCBI's taxonomy places the organism in Eukaryota, Metazoa, Arthropoda, Insecta, Diptera, Drosophilidae. The transcript has 6 exons. Gene Ontology annotation, molecular function: ATP binding; protein serine/threonine kinase activity.
GAUUUCAAACCAGACGCUUCGUGCACGCGGCGUUCGACGACGCACACACACACACCCACACAGCGCUGGCAUUGAUAUACAUACACAGGCAGAUACACGACGCCCCAAGUUCGUGUGAUGUUGUGCUGUGGUGGUGCGAUUAAAUAAUACUCCACAAAAGGCCAAACAAAUUACAUAAAAUCUGAAUCGGAAUAAAAAUAAGUGUAUCCUCCGUGUUGUGUUCAAAGUAUUUAACCGAUUGUUUUCAUUAGUCAAAUUAAAGUAGUACAACGUAUGAGAGUGAGCCAGUUCCUAGAAAAAGAAGAGGACAUAAAAAAAAUAACAGACACAUACAGCGUCUCGUUUCUUAUAAAUUUUCCUACUGCGUCGGAAUUAUUGUCUUGAUUAUUGUUGUUUUCUGGCGAACUGUUGUGAUUUGUUUUCAACAAACAUACUGUGGCGGAUUAAUAAUUGUGCAAAUCGAGAGAAGCACAAGCGAAUGUUAAGCAUCAAAGCAGAGAAAUAAAUAAAAUUAAAACCGCACACAUACAUAGACAAAGGCACGCGCAGAGCUGAAAAAUACGCGCGCUUUGCACAGUGUGUGUGCGUGUACGCGCUGGCUGGCUCUUCUUCUUCCUUCGUGUGCCCAUUGGAAUUUGUACCCCAAAUCGAAAUUACAACAUACACAAACAGAGAGUGCCCGUCGAUGCCCCAGCACCUAAACAUUAACGGUGCACAGCAGCAGCUCCAAUUGCCAGGCAGUGGCGCUAGCGGAAUCGCAGCGGCAGCCGUAAUCUCGGUAGCAUCGGAUUGCGGCGAAAACUGCAGCAGCAACGGCGUCGAGCAACAGCAGCACUUCAACAUUGCUACCACCGCAGCAACUUCGGCAACAGCGGCAACAAUGCCGGCUAUGGCCAAGGAGAAAGCCUCAGCAACAGUGUCCUUGGGCGAGUCGAAUUUUAGAGAUAUCAACCUAAAAGACUUGGCCGUGGUCGUCGAAGCGGCGUCGCGGCUGCACCAACAGCAACACACGUGCGGCUGCGGAGCGGUAUCGGCCGCUGAGAACAACAACAACAGUCGCUACGGCAGUAGCAAGUAUCUGACAAACGGCCACACUUCGCCUUUGGCGGCAGCGGUUGCUAGCAACAGUUCGUCGGUGGCCACGACACCGAAUUGCAGCAAGUUGCACAACUGCAGUUUGCAACAGUACGAGAAUGACAUAAGGCAGCAGACGGAGAUACUGGACAUGUUGCGGCAGCAGCAUCAGCAGGGCUACCAGACGCAGCAACAGCAACAACAGCCGCCGCAGCAGCAGCAGCAGCAGCAACAACCGCAGCAGCAACAACCGCAGCAGCAGCAACAGCUACAGAAUCCUGCGCCCAGGAGGUCUCCGAACGAUUUCAUUUUCGGUCGUUACAUAGGCGAGGGCAGCUACAGCAUAGUUUACCUAGCCGUGGACAUACACUCUCGCCGCGAGUAUGCAAUUAAAGUGUGCGAGAAGCGGCUGAUCUUGCGCGAACGGAAGCAGGACUACAUCAAGCGGGAACGCGAGGUGAUGCACCAGAUGACCAAUGUGCCCGGCUUCGUGAACCUGUCGUGCACCUUCCAGGACCAGCGUUCCCUCUACUUUGUGAUGACGUACGCACGCAAGGGCGACAUGCUGCCAUACAUCAACCGCGUGGGCAGCUUCGACGUGGCCUGCACGCGCCACUACGCCGCCGAGCUUCUGCUGGCCUGCGAGCACAUGCACCGCCGCAACGUGGUUCACCGCGACCUCAAGCCCGAGAACAUCCUGCUCGACGAGGACAUGCACACGCUGAUCGCCGACUUCGGGUCCGCCAAGGUGAUGACGGCCCAAGAAAGAGCGCUGGCCACGGAGCACUGUUCGGAACAGCGGCGCAGCCACUCCGAUGACGACGACGAAGACAGCGACCGGCUGGACAACGAGGACGACGAAUACUACGAUCGCGAUUCGGAGGAGUUGGACGAUGGCGAGGGCGACGACGAGCAGCAGCAGGAAGAGAUGGACUCCCCGCGCCACCGUCAGAGGCGUUACAACCGUCACCGAAAGGCCAGCUUUGUGGGCACUGCCCAGUAUGUUUCACCGGAAGUGCUCCAAAAUGGACCCAUAACCCCGGCGGCGGACUUGUGGGCUCUAGGCUGUAUUGUCUACCAGAUGAUCGCCGGCUUACCGCCAUUCCGUGGCAGCAACGAUUAUGUAAUCUUUAAAGAGAUCCUUGACUGCGCCGUGGACUUCCCGCAGGGCUUUGAUAAGGAUGCCGAGGACCUGGUGCGCAAGCUGCUCCGUGUCGACCCGCGAGACCGCCUGGGUGCUCAGGACGAGUUUGGCUACUAUGAGAGCAUUCGGGCGCACCCGUUCUUCGCUGGCAUCGACUGGCAGACGCUCCGUCAACAAACCCCUCCCCCCAUCUACCCCUACCUGCCGGGCGUAAGCCAGGAUGAGGACUUCAGGUCCAGCUAUACUGUGCCCGGGGACUUGGAGCCGGGCCUUGACGAACGGCAGAUAUCGCGACUGCUUAGUGCAGAAUUGGGCGUUGGGAGCAGUGUGGCCGUGCCCGUCAAGCGAUCAACCGCAAAGAACUCCUUUGACCUGAACGAUGCCGAGAAGCUGCAGCGCCUCGAGCAACAAAAGACUGACAAGUGGCACGUUUUUGCCGACGGCGAGGUGAUCCUCAAGAAGGGGUUUGUCAACAAGCGCAAGGGUCUGUUUGCCCGCAAGCGAAUGCUUCUGCUGACCACGGGACCGAGACUCAUCUAUAUCGAUCCAGUGCAGAUGAUCAAAAAGGGCGAAAUUCCGUGGAGCCCAGAUCUGCGUGCGGAGUACAAAAACUUCAAAAUAUUUUUUGUUCAUACGCCAAAUCGCACCUACUACCUGGAUGAUCCCGAAGGCUAUGCAAUCCACUGGUCGGAAGCCAUUGAAAGCAUGCGAAAGCUAACCUAUGGAGAUCCUUCCUCCACAUCUGCAGUCUCCUGCUCCAGCGGAAGCAGCAAUAGCCUCGCUGUCAUCUCGAAUUCAUCCGCCGCCUCCUCAAGCAAUUCGCCCACUGCGCGUCGCAGUUCCCCCGUGAACGCUUCUCAGGCUUCGACGGCGUCCGACAAUCGGACAUUGGGUAGCACCAGAACGGGGACGUCACCAAGCAAGAAAACGGCGUCCAAGUAAACGUAGUCCUAUUUGUAGAAAUGUGAAAUUAAUUUAGUUGAAAUUUAGUGCAAACGAAGCGAUGGAGUAAAAGAGGGCGGGAAUAGAAGUAGAAGUAGCUGAUGAAGGGGAACUAAUGAUCGUGUCUUUAGUGCUAAUUAGAACCCAAUUUCUGUUUUUCGUUAUAUAUUGUGCUGAAGGCGAAAAAUAGAACACUAACAUAAACUAAUCUAAAGUAAAUUACAUCUAUAACAACUAAAUUCAAUUUAAAAUUUAAAUUAAAUAUUUAUAUACAUCAUA